Molecule: messenger RNA, 7722 nt
Organism: Galleria mellonella (greater wax moth)
Lineage: Eukaryota; Metazoa; Arthropoda; Insecta; Lepidoptera; Pyralidae
Gene: vimar
Product: GTPase-GDP dissociation stimulator vimar
Exons: 7
Coding region: 167-2140 (657 amino acids)
Biological process (GO): positive regulation of GTPase activity; proton transmembrane transport
Cellular component (GO): cytosol; vacuolar proton-transporting V-type ATPase, V1 domain
Molecular function (GO): protein binding; proton-transporting ATPase activity, rotational mechanism; guanyl-nucleotide exchange factor activity
Source: RefSeq, a predicted model, not a curated record
UACCUAUUUGUCAUUUGUCUGAUAAUUUUACUAUUUCUGUUUCUUUGCAAUUUCUGCGUUAUUUAUCUAUUAAAUUCAUAAAUUACAACUAUGAGCAAAUUACCCCAUUACCUUUAAUCUAUUUAUAUAAUUCUGGAUCUAUCAAUAAUUUAUAGUUCCUAUCAGCAUGGAUGGUACUUCAGCAAAGAAAUCUACCUCUUUUGAGACCUUGGUCAUUCAAAGUAUUACAAAUGUAAACGAUUUAAAAGCGAAACUUAACCAUAUUAUUGCAACCGGCAAAGACUAUGAAUACAAUGUAUCUUCAUGUUUGAAAACUUUACUGCUCAGCAGUGAUCAAGAAAUUGUUCUUCUUAGUGUCCAGGCUGUGUCUGAACUCGCUAAAUGUGAAGAUAAAAGGAAAGUAUAUGCUCAAAAAGAAGUAAUAGAACCUAUUAUAGACAUAUUGAAGAAAGAAAUUAAUUCUGACAAAACAGAGCUCCUGAAACAGUGCUGUCGAGCUUUAGGCAAUCUGUGUUGUAAUUGUGAUACAUCGAGAAAGAUUAUUCUUGAUUACAAUGGUGUUUCCAUAAUAAUAAAAUCAUUAAAACAAGCUAUAGAAAAGGGAGGUGAUUUUGAAGAUGUCAAAGUUUAUGGUACCAAAAUGUUUCAGAAUUUUGCUAUCGGCGGAGCACAGUUCUCAGAAUCAAUUGUACAAGAGGGCUUGAUUGAGUUGUUACAUAAAAUAUUAGUGUUAGAACUUGAGAAGGAUGAUAUGAAUGAUGAUAUGGUAUUGACAGCACUGUUUGUUUUGAGUAUUAUAAAUGAUAAUAACCCAGAGUAUCUAUUUGAGGAGUAUGUCAAUAAAGCUGUUCUUGAUGUACUGCGGGAGACUACUAAUGUUGAGAUAUCAGAGUUGUGCUUGGAACAUUUACAUGUGCAGGCUGAACAUGAUUCAGUUAAAACAUUACUAGCAAAAGAAAGUGGUUUACAACUGGUCUGCACACGGUUAGAACAGCUGGUGCAAAAGCACGAUGCAGGAGAUUUAAAUGCGGAUGACUAUGAAGUUGUCGCUAUACUGAAGCAGGCUUGUGAUCUUAUCAUCAUUGUAUUGACUGGAGAUGAAGCAAUGCAUAUACUGUACAACAAUGGCGUUGGAGAAGUAUAUCUCACAAUGGUGAAAUGGCUGGAAUCGUCAAACUAUGACCUACUCACAACUGCUGUGCUUGCGAUAGGAAAUUUUGCGAGACAAGAUGACUACUGCAGACAAAUGAUGGAGGACAAAAUCUAUGAUAAAUUACUUGAUUUGUUUGAGGUAUACAAUGGUUUUAGUCAGAAAAUGCAAAAGGAACCAGAAUCUGUGCACCCUAUUGACUCGGUAACAGUGACUAAAAUCCAGCGUGCGGUCUUGUCGGCCCUUAGGAACUUGUCUGUGCCUGUCGCCAACAAGAGGGUGGUGGCGGCACAGGGUAGGGCUGCGCCCAUAUUACUGGACGCUCUCCCGCACGUAGAAGAUCAUCACGUUGCCUAUAAACUGCUCGCUGCGAUACGGAUGUUGGUGGAUGGGCAAGAGAGCGUGGCGCGGCAGGUGGCGGCGCGGCGCGCGGCACUGGCGGCGGCGGCGCGCUGGGCGGGCGCCGGCGCGGGCGCGGCGGCGGCGGCCGAGGCGCCGCGCCUGCUGGCCUGGGCCGCGCGCCAGCUGCGCCGCCCGCCGCCCGCGCUGCUGCAGGUGGAUGGUUGUGUGGCAAGUUUGGUGAACAUGUUAGUGGCACCUCACUCUGUCAUGCAAAAUGAGGCCAUACUAGCGCUUACUCUCCUAGCCAUAGAAUCACUUAAGAAAACCACCCCCCAAACAGAAGAGCCAUCAGAUUUUGAUUGCGAAAGGAGUUUUAUUACUCAGCUAAUAAAGUCGGAAAUUGGUAAACACGUAUCUGUAUUAAUAGAGACAAACUGCGCGAAAAUGCCAGUGGAAGUUGCAGAGAAUUUGCUCGCAUUCCUCGAUAUAACGUCUAAGAAGAACGAAAUAGGGCUCGACUACAAGGAGGCGAAAGUCCACGAGUCCUUACAGAAGUUCAUGGAUUCUAGAAAGGAUUUAAACGAGGACCUGCAAUCUUGCAUCGCGGCACUUGUGGUCACCAUUUCGGAUAAUGGCAAGUCGGAUUAAUUUCCGAUAAUAAGAAGAGAAGGGAAGAAGCAUUUGAUGAGACAAUGAAGUAAUUUGACCUCAUCUGAAAAAUAAAUAACAGCAUGAAACUCGCAAUAAAAAUUGGCCCCAAUUUGAUAAAGGCCUGUGUAUUUUGUUUUAAUUUUUUUUUUUUCUAAUAUUUGUCGAGUGUAACAUUGGCGUCGAUACUGAAGCACCCUUUCUUUAAACCUAUUUUUAAUAUAUUUCAAUUUGAGUUUACAGCGAAAUCUUUACUCCAAGCACCAAAAUAAACUAAAUUUCUAUUAGAUUUAAGUCGAAAUUAUUAUAAAUUUAUUUCAUGGUGGUCCAUAUAACAGUAAUUUCACGAAACUAACAAAUUAAAAUAUAAAAUUUAAAGAACUGGCCUCUCAGAAUCGACUGCAGCGUGAUGAUUGAUUAUUUUUUGUUAGCUAUAUAUUUUUUUCUAUUAUUUGAUUGUGACAUUCGGUUAAUUUUGAAAAUAUCAUUUUCAAAAAAGCGAUAUCUACACAUUCUUCCAGACAUAUUGUCAAAUGUGUAGACGUACUGUACAUUUAUUCAGUUUUUGUUUAGGGGAAAUUUAAAAAAAAAAACAUUUAUUUAGUAUGGUAAGAACAAUUCUGCUUGUCAUUUAUUAAAGGUAUCUCUAAAAUUCUUUAUUAUUAUAGAUUUUUUACAUUCAAAUAAUGGAAGUUUAGAGUUGGCGCACUUAUUUCUUUAUUAUUAGUGUACAUUAACCAAAAGUGAUAAAAAAAACAUGAAUAUAAAAUAAAACUACAGUAAUCGACUACAUGUCGUCAUAUUUACAAUAAUAUUCAACUUCAUGUAGUUUUUAUUUAUAUUAUUCUGAAGAAGUUUGCUUUAAUACAUUGUAACGAGGUCACAAUAUAUUAUAUGAUUAUAAAACAUAUACCUACCUAAAGGUGUAUUGAUCGAAACUAAAUACUAAAUUGUAACUAUUUAAAUAUAUUUCAUAAAGCAUCGCUUUCCUAAACUUCUAGCUAGUCAUAAUUUUAAUAAUAUAAUUACUAUUAGUGGUUUUGCUAGAAUUUUCCUGCAUUUAAACGUGAUGUAAAUUGUUAAGCGAUAAUUCGGAGGACAGUAAUAUCUGUUGUAUAAACUUUCAUCUUCAAUUUAUUUAGAUAUGACUAAUCAUAUUUUGAGAUGUUACUGUUUUAAUGAUAAGUGAUAGGAAUGUUAUUUUUGAGAUACUCUCUGUUUUCGCUGUACUUGUUGUACAUUCCAGCAAACAUCAGACAAGCUAUUUAUAAUUAUAUUACAUAUUCCUUUCCGUAAAACUUGGAUGCUUGACUAAACACGAAACUUUGACUUGUUGUGAGAAGAAGAUGUGUGUGUAUUGUAUGACUGUAACAUUUAUGAUCAAGUCAAAGUUAUACAGUUAAAAGUUAUACACAUGCCAUUUAAGAGUUAUUCUUACAUGUGUAUACUACACAAAAUAUAAAAACAUACAAACACUAUACAACACACAUACACUACACAACCCACACACAAUUUCACAACACACACGACUACACUACACACACACAUACACAGUGUAUGUGUGUGUGUAGUGUAUUCGUGUGGUAUGUAGUGUAUGAUACUACUACUACAUAACACACACUUAUACAACACACAUACACUACACAACAUACACAUACACUACACAAUACAUACACACUACAUAACAUACACUAAACAACAACCACAGACACUACACAACUCUCAUAUGUGCAAAGGGAGAGAGAGGAACUUCGGUAGGACUAAAUGAUAAGAGUCAACACUUUCACAGAAAUGUUUAUUUUUAAUUAAUUACUUCUUACAUACUCAUUAUCGAAUUCUUAGGCAAAUCAAGCAUCCAUGGUUUUCACUCAUUGAUGGUUGUGUUACCACAUAACAAAAGUGAAACAGCAAUACUGACGGAAUACUCAAAAGUACAAUAAAGUCACCGUUUUAAAUAUUUUGUAAAUACGCUUUAGCCACAGUUGAGGCGAUUAGAUAUGAAGCUAUAAGCAGCCACUUUAUUAUCAAAGAAUCUUAAAGAAUUAGUUUAGAAAAUAUGUUUCUUGUUCUAAUAUCUAAUUUAAAAAAAAAAAUAUUCACAGCAACAAAUUUGUAGAUAAAUGCUUCAGCGUCGUAUUCGAUCGCCUCGUCUGAGAUCGGCCUUAAGGAUGCCAUUUGUAUCAGUGCCGCUUCAACACAGCAAGCGAUUUGUCAUUCAAAUUUCAACUUUAAUUUGUAGUGCUUACAAUACAUUAUCAUACAAUGUUCUACCAUGAAGCGUUUGAAAUUUUGUUAUACUGAAAUGUAUUAUAUUGCAUACAUCUUAAAUGUCAAAUUUAAUAAGCUUUCUGAUAUUACACCACAAUGUGGACUAUACCGUAACAAUACACCAGAGGGAGACUUUGUACAAAAGUCGUUUGCUUGGGUACCUCUGUCCCAUUCGUGUUUCCACCGUGAAGCAGUUGUGUUUGCAUGGCUGUGUUUCGGUUUGAAGGGUGGGAUAUGGCGUGAAUUUACAGGGUACAGAGGAAUAACACCUGAGUGCUCAGCAAUGGCAACGCAUGGGGGUAUCAUGGGCGAAACAGUAUACUCUGUUAUGUCCAUGGUACUGCUCAUGUCUAAAGGCGACGGUUACUACUUUCCAUCAGGUGGGCUGUCAGCUUCUUUGCCAUUCUAAGUUGAUUAAAAAAAAUAUGGAAUGGCCUUUCUCGUAAUGUUUCCUUCGUUUUAUAACCUUGAUUCCUUCAAAUGUAGCGUAAAAAAGCAUUUCGUGAGCCGCCAUAGUGAAGCCAACGGUUGAGAGUAAGUCAAUUAGCAGUACCAUGGACAUAACAGUGUAUAUUGUUUCGCCCAUGACACCCCCCAUGCGUUGCCAUUCUUAAGGACUCGGAUGUUAUUCCUCUGUACUCUGUUAAUUUAAACCGAAACCCGGCCAUGCAAACAAAACUGCUUCACGGUUGAAACACGAAUGGGUUAGAGAUGCCCAAGCAAACGACUUUUGUACAAAGUCUCUCUAGUUGAUCGUGUUUUAUUGAUCAUAUUGCCUCUGAUAUCGCUCAAGAUGGUGUGGUCAUAGCGUGCUGUAAUAAAAAAAGCUACUGCAGUGUUUCCCAACCUUUUUGUGCCAUGCCCCACUUGACCAUUUCUCAAAUGUUUAUGCCCCCAUACAUAUUUUUUCCCGACAAAGUUUACUUGACGACUCUAUUCGCCCAGUUGAUAUUUUAGUAACAUCAAACUAAAUUAUACCUAAUAAAGAUUUACAGCAUUUUUUUUUAUAUACUUUUUUUUUGUUAAAUUUGGCACCGUUCUCUACUUGUAGCAUUGCAUUUAAAUGGCAUGGAGCAAGAGUAUUAAAAUCGCUUCGAGUCCAUUUUUAAUCCCCCCCCCCCCUAACUAUCAAUUUGCUGCCCUGUGGGUCGUGGGCCCCACGUUGGAAUACACCGGACUACUGUGUCGAAGCGAUGCUGUUAAAAUGUAUUAUACCUUUUACUUGUACACUUGUAUAUGAUUAGAUUUGCCAUAAUAUAGUUCUACAAAUGCUUCCAUAUUAUAAAUUUUAUAUUAAAUAGUAUUUGUAACAACACCCCAUAAAAUAACUUUAUAUUCCUGUUAUAUGUAAUUAAUAUAUGCCUAAACAUUCGGUCCGCCUCGAUCUCUAAAUGAGGCUAGGGUUUAAAAGACCGUGUCGUUAAUAUUUUAAAUUUUUCCUGCAUACCUUGACCUAAUAAGAAUGUAAAAGAGAUACGAUCCGUUUGCGUCGGAUGACAUAGAAGUAAUCUGUCGAUGCAGAUGAUGUCAAUGUAGUGGCUCUUUAAACAUCAGCGUAGAAGGUCAAUGAUGGACAUUAUCGGAAUAAUUAUAAUAAAUAUAGUCGCUGCAAUGAAUUUUUUUAUGUAAAUAAAUAAUUUAUUUGCAUCACUUACAGCACACGAACAGCAAUAGAUACAAAAGCAAUGUGAUAAAGAUACAUGUACCAUACAAAAGAUUAAAAAAAAUUCAAAAAUAAAAUCAGAAUGCAUAAAAUUAGUAAAAAAUUUUUUUCUUCAUGCGUUUCUUCAUAUAAAUACCUUCAAUUUAUGUAAUAUGACAAAAGUUCAAGUUAUGCAAGGAUCACAGCACGUUUUCUCUUAAUAUCGCCUAUAAUAUGUAAGUUUAAUAAGAUAAUCCGAUAGUGCACUUAUUAAUAAAUAGUUCAAAAUCGAAGCUUAUAAAUUGAGUCUUAGGAGUUUUAGAAUAAGGACCAUUGCGUCUGCGGGGGCGACAUAUUGCCUCCAAGAAUGUAUACCGCGGUAUACACUUCUCAUUAUAUCUUGAUAAUAUAUUUGUAUGUUUUUUUUUGCUGUUAAAGGAAAACCAACAGCUUAAAAAAAAAACUUAAAACUUUAUGUUUUACUAUAAAAAAUAAUGGUAAAGACAAAGUCAAUUAUAGUAUUCACAAGUGGAACGUAAUAGUCGAGAGAUGGGCAGCAGCGUCUUAAAACACCAUUAAAACCUAACUGCGGUUGUCAAUCCACCUGCCAAGCAUGAGAACUACUGGCCAAAGCCCCCAAUAGAGUGAGGCCACAUUUGGCAGGCGAGUUGGCAACCGCAGUUAGGUUUUGGUGAUGUUUCAAAAAGACCGUUGCGGUACAUUCCUUGACUAUUAAGUUUCCUUACUUACGAUAUCCAUAAGAAAGCAAGGGAUGUCCUAUUCUAUGCCGGGACCACACGGUAUAUUUCAGUAUAAUAAGUACCGAUUUAACUACGUGUAAUUAGAUCGAGAAAUCUCGACUAGUUUCGGAAUCUACUCGUGAUCCUUAAUCAUGAGCGACCGUUGUUAUAAUGCUAAAAUGCAGUUGGACAGACAAAAAUUCUAAAAAUAUUAUUUAGACAUCUAUUGUUUCUGCCUACCCUAAUGGGAGACAAACGUGACAGAUAUGUAUGUAUGUACAUCUAUUAAUCAUAAUAACAACCCUUAAAAAUGACUUUUUUUUAUACAAUUUAGAAUGGCAAACAAGCUGACGGCCCACCUGAUGGAAAGUGGUAACCGUCGCCUAUACACAUGAGCAGUACCAUGGACAUAACAGAGUAUACUGUUUCGCCCAUGAUACCCACAUACGUUGCCAUUCCUGAGGACUCAGGUGUUAUUCCUCUGUACCCAGUAAAUUCACGCCAUAUCCCACCCUUCAAACCGAAACAGCUAUGCAAACACAACUGCUCCACGGUUGAAACACGAAUGGGACAGAGGUACCCAAGCAAUCGACUUUUGUACAGUCUCCCUCUGGCUAUGGUCUUAAAUAUAUAUUAUCAGUAUAUAAUGGGAAUAUAAUAUUUUGAGCUUCAUCCACAUAGUUUACUAGCGUUAAUGUAUUACUCUUGUUAAUGCACUUUAUUGAUAUAGUUUUACGGACCAAGAUUUACUAUUCGAUGCGUACACCAUCAUGAUUUUACAGAGAAUAAACAAGUGGGCGAACAACUCGACUUGAUAUCGAAGUGUUCAAAAUUCUCAAUCGAACGAACGAAGAAUGUUGAAAAAUCUAGAUGGAGAUGUAUCGAAGGAUAUUGUUAAAAAAAAAUAGGUUUCUGCUAAUAUAUAUUAAUUA